Komagataella phaffii GS115 is the source of this 2253-nucleotide messenger RNA. Its product is annotated as Protein O-mannosyltransferase, transfers mannose residues from dolichyl phosphate-D-mannose to prote. Gene Ontology annotation, molecular function: dolichyl-phosphate-mannose-protein mannosyltransferase activity. The transcript has a single exon. Lineage: Eukaryota; Fungi; Ascomycota; Pichiomycetes; Pichiales; Pichiaceae. The coding region runs from base 1 to 2253 and encodes 750 amino acids. Gene Ontology annotation, biological process: protein O-linked glycosylation via mannose. Gene Ontology annotation, cellular component: endoplasmic reticulum; membrane. The record is from RefSeq and is a predicted model, not a curated record.
AUGACAGGCCGUGUCGACCAGAAAUCUGAUCAGAAGGUGAAGGAAUUGAUCGAAAAGAUCGACUCCGAAUCCACUUCCAGAGUUUUUCAGGAAGAACCAGUCACUUCGAUCUUGACACGUUACGAACCCUAUGUCGCCCCAAUUAUAUUCACGUUGUUGUCCUUUUUCACUCGUAUGUACAAAAUUGGGAUCAACAACCACGUCGUUUGGGAUGAAGCUCACUUCGGAAAGUUUGGCUCCUACUAUCUCAGACACGAGUUCUACCACGAUGUCCACCCUCCGUUGGGUAAGAUGUUGGUCGGUCUAUCUGGCUACAUUGCCGGUUACAAUGGCUCCUGGGAUUUCCCCUCCGGUCAAGAGUACCCUGACUAUAUUGAUUACGUUAAAAUGAGGUUAUUCAAUGCCACCUUCAGUGCCUUAUGUGUGCCAUUCGCCUAUUUCACCAUGAAGGAGAUUGGAUUUGAUAUCAAGACAACUUGGCUAUUCACACUGAUGGUCUUGUGUGAAACAAGUUAUUGUACGUUAGGAAAAUUCAUCUUGCUGGAUUCAAUGCUGCUGCUAUUCACUGUGACUACGGUUUUCACCUUUGUUAGGUUCCAUAACGAAAACAGUAAACCAGGAAACUCGUUUUCUCGCAAAUGGUGGAAAUGGCUUCUGCUUACUGGUAUUUCCAUUGGUCUCACUUGUUCCGUCAAAAUGGUGGGUUUAUUUGUCACAGUAUUAGUUGGAAUUUACACAGUUGUUGACUUAUGGAAUAAAUUUGGUGAUCAAUCCAUUUCUCGUAAGAAAUAUGCUGCUCAUUGGCUAGCUCGUUUCAUCGGCUUGAUUGCCAUCCCAAUUGGCGUUUUUCUAUUGUCAUUCCGUAUCCAUUUUGAAAUAUUAUCCAAUUCUGGUACCGGUGAUGCAAACAUGUCUUCAUUGUUCCAAGCUAACCUUCGUGGAUCAUCCGUCGGAGGAGGCCCCAGAGAUGUGACCACUCUCAACUCUAAAGUGACCAUAAAGAGCCAAGGUUUAGGAUCUGGUCUGUUACAUUCCCACGUUCAAACUUAUCCUCAAGGUUCCAGCCAACAACAGAUUACAACCUAUUCUCACAAAGAUGCCAACAAUGAUUGGGUGUUUCAACUUACGAGAGAAGACUCUCGAAACGCUUUCAAGGAAGCCCACUAUGUCGUUGAUGGUAUGUCUGUUCGUCUCGUUCAUUCAAACACUGGUAGAAACUUACACACUCACCAAGUUGCUGCUCCCGUCUCCUCAUCCGAAUGGGAAGUCAGUUGUUAUGGUAAUGAAACCAUUGGAGACCCGAAAGAUAAUUGGAUUGUUGAAAUUGUCGACCAGUAUGGUGAUGAAGAUAAGCUGAGAUUGCACCCAUUGACCUCCAGUUUCCGUUUGAAAUCGGCAACUCUGGGAUGCUAUUUGGGUACUUCGGGUGCUUCACUGCCUCAAUGGGGUUUCAGACAAGGUGAAGUUGUUUGUUACAAAAAUCCGUUCCGUAGAGAUAAGCGCACCUGGUGGAACAUCGAGGACCAUAACAAUCCUGAUCUACCUAAUCCUCCAGAAAAUUUUGUUCUUCCCAGGACUCAUUUUUUGAAAGACUUUGUUCAAUUAAAUUUAGCAAUGAUGGCAACAAACAACGCUUUGGUCCCAGACCCAGAUAAGGAAGAUAAUCUAGCUUCUUCUGCCUGGGAAUGGCCCACGCUACACGUUGGUAUCCGUCUGUGCGGUUGGGGCGAUGACAACGUCAAGUAUUUCUUGAUUGGUUCUCCCGCAACCACCUGGACUUCUUCAGUUGGUAUUGUAGUAUUCCUGUUCCUGCUGUUAAUUUACUUGAUCAAAUGGCAACGUCAAUAUGUCAUUUUCCCAUCCGUCCAGACUCCACUAGAGUCAGCCGACACCAAAACAGUUGCAUUGUUUGACAAGUCUGAUAGCUUCAACGUCUUCCUUAUGGGAGGAUUAUACCCGCUUCUGGGAUGGGGUUUACAUUUUGCUCCGUUUGUGAUCAUGUCGCGUGUUACCUACGUUCACCAUUAUCUUCCUGCAUUGUACUUUGCCAUGAUUGUUUUCUGCUACUUGGUUUCUCUGUUGGAUAAGAAACUAGGCCACCCAGCAUUAGGAUUACUGAUCUAUGUGGCUCUGUAUUCCUUGGUCAUUGGAACAUUUAUUUGGCUCAGCCCCGUUGUGUUUGGUAUGGACGGUCCGAACAGAAAUUACAGUUACCUAAACCUUCUACCUAGUUGGAGAGUAUCAGACCCAUAG